Phaeodactylum tricornutum CCAP 1055/1 is the source of this 1545-nucleotide messenger RNA. Its product is annotated as homeobox protein. Bases 1 to 1449 code for a protein of 482 amino acids. The record is from RefSeq and is a predicted model, not a curated record. Lineage: Eukaryota; Bacillariophyta; Bacillariophyceae; Surirellales; Neidiaceae. Gene Ontology annotation, biological process: regulation of DNA-templated transcription. Gene Ontology annotation, molecular function: DNA binding. The transcript has a single exon.
AUGCAGUCUCCAAACGGCAAUAAUUGCUCAAUCAAUCCGGCGACCCCGGUACGAUCGACUUCCAGCACGGCCCCUCCUAGCAAACGCCGCUCCGUCCGCCGUCCCAACGACGAUCUCGAGCUCAUGCUUCAGCACGAAAACUUUCCUCAUCUCUUGAAUUUGGCACACAAAAUCAAGACCGCGCAUGUUCGAAUUCAAAGCGUGACCACCGGCUUUGAGCCUUCCCAAGCGCUAGCCAAAUAUAGUUUGGCCCCAUCGGAAGUCAUGGAAGCCGUUACACGACUACAGAAUCAAUUCGUCUCCAGCGAAACCUCGCGUGAGACGAUUCGGCCUGGAGUUUAUCCCAUGACUGAUAUUCUCGUCAUGGAUUCCAUAGAAACCUUGCAGCGUGAGUGGGAGCACUGCCAGAAAUGGCUGGAAGCGUCGGAAAGUACUCGCCUUGACAAGGAUCCCACUGCCGAGCCUGCUGUAUCUGAGCCUCCGACCCUUCCAAAGAAACGAAAAGCUUCUGGCGCCAACAGCGGUAGCAAAAAGGAAGCUAUUGCGGUGAAGUACUCCAAAUGGCAGACAGAUAUUCUCAUGAACUGGAUGAUCCAACACGUCGAUGAACCCUUUCCGAAACAAGGCGAGAUUCAUCAGUUGAUGGACAUGACCGGGCUCACGCAAUCACAGGUCAUCAACUGGACAACAAAUGUUCGCAAGCGCAACCGCAAGGCCACAUGCCAAAACGGAAAGAAGCCCCACCACUUUAUCGACUUUGUAUUCCUGGCACACGAUCGCGAACGAAGAGCACGCAAGGCGUCUUCCAUUGCGACGGCCCACCCAUUAAUGACUGGUUUGGACUCUUUUCAGAAUGCCCCCAGGGAGAACAUAUUGGCGGUCCCGCCAUCACCGAGUGCAUGCGCUGUUCCUACCCGGCAAGCGGCCAGUUCGUACUCGUACCCUUCUCCUCCUUCCUAUCCACAGCCAACGUACAAUCAUACAAGUCUAAGCUACUUUGCCAACCAAACGCCAGAUUUCAAGUGCGUGCACACGGUGCCGUUUUCACCAGGUACAAUGGCAUCUUCACCUCCGCGUUGCGCGGAAGACUCGGCAAUUCAGGAACAUAGCCAGACACUCAUGCAAGAAGAAAUGUGGGAGAUACACGAUGAUUUUGAUCCUGUACCAAUGGAAGAAGAAUCAGACGAAUUCAUAAUGGAAGAAUUUGCCAAAUCUUGGUUGUUUGAAAACCCGAUGGACGUGAACGAUCCGGACUCCUUGACAGUGCAGCAAGCUCCCUGCAGCACAAUGCCUCGUCUGAACGACCUGGGUUUGCUGCCCAGUGUUACUGAGGACAGUCACGAAAAAUUACACCGUAACCGAACAGCUAGUUUUGAUCUCGGAGAACUGGAGGACGAAGACAUUGACGCCUGGGCCGCCGACAUGGGACUGACGAUUGAAAUUCAGUAGCCGCGCGGGUCUAUCAUGUGAGGGUCACAUGAUGGAACUAGGUUGUACAUUCGAAACGCGACAUAAAUCUUUAGCUUAAACAACGUAAAUGAAACC